Messenger RNA from Electrophorus electricus (electric eel), 1104 nucleotides. Its product is annotated as urotensin-2 receptor. Gene Ontology annotation, cellular component: plasma membrane. The record is from RefSeq and is a predicted model, not a curated record. Gene Ontology annotation, biological process: neuropeptide signaling pathway; blood vessel diameter maintenance; regulation of blood pressure. Lineage: Eukaryota; Metazoa; Chordata; Actinopteri; Gymnotiformes; Gymnotidae. Gene Ontology annotation, molecular function: urotensin II receptor activity.
AGCAAUGAAUUUCAGCAAGCCAGGCAAUUUCCACGGUGCAUCUCGCAACAGCAACUCGGGCUCCGUUGACGAGCUGGUAAUUACAUCGACUUUCGGGACGUUGCUCUCAUUGGUUUAUGUCGUUGGAGUUUCGGGAAAUGUGUACACACUCGUGGUAAUGUGUCAUUCCAUUCGUUUUGCCACUUCUAUGUACAUCUCAAUAAUUAAUUUGGCACUUGCGGAUCUCCUUUACCUCUCCACAAUCCCGUUUGUGGUGUGCACGUACUUUCUCAAGGACUGGUACUUCGGGGAUGUGGGCUGUCGUAUACUUCUAAGUCUGGACCUCCUCACUAUGCACGCAAGUAUCUUUACAUUAACAGUCAUGUGCACAGAGCGAUAUUUGGCCGUAACGAAACCUCUGGAUACUGUCAAACGCUCCAAAAGCUAUCGGAAAGCCAUGGCGUGGGGAGUGUGGAUACUAUCUUUAAUUUUAACUCUGCCCAUGAUCAUCAUGGUUAAUCAGACCACCAAAAAAUCCUCAGACGGAGGGGUAAAAAGGAUGUGCGCACCAACUUGGGCACCACAAGCGUAUAAAAUUUAUCUGACUGUCCUAUUUUGCACAAGCAUAAUGGCGCCUGGACUCAUAAUAGGCUAUCUGUACACCAGAUUAGCAAGGACAUACCUAGAAUCUCAAAGGACCUCAGCCAUAAAUAAGGGAAACAAACGCUCUCCAAAGCAAAAAGUGCUUAUAAUGAUAUUUACAAUCGUACUAGUCUUCUGGGCCUGUUUUCUUCCUUUCUGGAUAUGGCAACUUUUACCCCUAUACCAUGAGCCCCUCAGGUUGGCCUCUCAUACACAUACGUGCAUCAACUACCUUGUAGCGUGUCUUACGUACAGCAACAGCUGCAUAAAUCCUUUUCUUUACACGCUUCUAACCAAGAACUAUCGGGAGUAUCUUAAAAAUCGCCAUAAGAGUUUUUAUCGCUACACAUCGUCUUUUAAAAAGCGCCCACCAAGUUUGUACUCAUGGGGGAAGUCUGCGUCAUCAAGCAACCAGUUUGAGUUCAACUCUGAGACGCUGGUGAUGGCACAAUUAAAGGUGCAGUGAAACGACGACUAGAAAAA